This is a messenger RNA of Brassica napus (rape), 624 nucleotides long. RefSeq lists its product as uncharacterized. The record is from RefSeq and is a predicted model, not a curated record. Gene Ontology annotation, molecular function: nucleic acid binding; RNA-DNA hybrid ribonuclease activity. The transcript has a single exon. The coding region runs from base 1 to 624 and encodes 207 amino acids. Lineage: Eukaryota; Viridiplantae; Streptophyta; Magnoliopsida; Brassicales; Brassicaceae.
AUGCACUGGAGAAAUGUAUUGAGGUUUGCUAGAAAUGAUGCUAUAGAAUGGAAAGUAACUGAUGCUCAUCAGGAGAGGGUAAAUUCAACAGAUCAGACGCAGAAUCAGAGGGUUGAUGAGCUGAAGAGGUGGAGAUUACCAACACAGGGAAGAUUAAAGUGUAAUGUGGAUGGGUCCUUCUAUAAUGAGACUAUAGAGGCUGCAGCAGGUUGGGUCCUUCGUAAUGAGGAAGGACAAUUUAUAGGAGCAACACAAGCUAGGGGUGGUAAAAUCGGUACAGCACUGGAAAGCGAAUUACAGGCUAUUUUAAUGGCUCUGCAACAUUGCUGGGCUCUGGGGCACAGAAAAAUUAUUCUUGAGAGUGACUGCAAGAAGGCCGUUGAUAUUAUCAAUAACAAGAGUCUCAACUUUGCAAUGUAUAAUUGGACAAGGGAAAUCAGAUGGUGGAUACAGAAGUUUCAAGAAAUCAAGCUUCAAUGGAUUAAAAGGGAAGGAAAUAAACCUGCUGAUAAGCUUGCAAAAUCCAUCACGUCUACAAUGGCUCCAUUUUAUUAUCAUUUCUAUGUACCAAAUGUCAUAACUGAUCUUCUUCAUGAAGAUUAUGUAUUCUCACAUUUAUCAUAA